Puccinia graminis f. sp. tritici CRL 75-36-700-3 is the source of this 183-nucleotide messenger RNA. RefSeq lists its product as uncharacterized. NCBI's taxonomy places the organism in Eukaryota, Fungi, Basidiomycota, Pucciniomycetes, Pucciniales, Pucciniaceae. The transcript has 4 exons. Bases 1 to 183 code for a protein of 60 amino acids. The record is from RefSeq and is a predicted model, not a curated record.
AUGGAAACACCAGUCCAAGCUUCAAGCCCAAGAUUGAUGAAGCGGAUGUACCAACACAACCCAGCAGAACAUUUGGAUCCUCACCUAUUCACCAAAAAUGCUGAUUCCAGCCUGGUUAAAUCAUGCGUCAAAAAUGAUGGUGAAACUAGCAAGGGAUAUGAUGGUCAAGAAAUUCAGCUGUAA